CCUUUUGCUUCGCCUCUGGGCAUCACUUGUUGCUUCCGCUCUGGAUUUCCUUUCUCUGCGUGGCAGCGCGCUUCGGCUGCGCUUCGGGACGCGCCAGGGUGAUUUUGGGGGUUGAGCGCGCGCGAGAGAGGAAAAUCAAUAACUCUUGUCCUCUCUGCUCAGUCUCAGCUGGAGAUAACACUUUCAUUUCGCCAAUUUUUCUCGCUUCCAUUUCGCCAAGCUCUUCCGCCUGUCUUCUGCAAAACCCCUGGAAAAGUGACCCGAAACACCAGGAUUUUGUGCUUAGAAUCAAUUCAUCGGCAGGAUUUUUGCAUCAAUCCGCGCUUUGGCGGUUUUUUGUCUCUCUUAUCGUUUUCUCCAUUCAAUGAGUGUUGUGUGUGGUGAACAAAGCAGUGAGAAAAAGAUGAUGAAUCCCUGAAAAUCGCGAGCUCCAGGAAAUGCCAGGAGGAAUCAACUUCAAAUGCAGGAUGAAGCGACAAAAUGUACGUACUCUUUCGCUCGUCGUGUGCACCUUCACCUAUCUCCUCAUCGGCGCCGCCGUGUUCGACGCCCUCGAGUCGGAGACGGAGAGCCGCCGCUGGGACUUCCUCCAGAGCGUCCGGAACAACUUCAUGAAGAAGUACAACAUCAGCCAGGAGGACUAUCGCAUGCUGGAGAUUGUCAUCAUCGAGAAUAAGCCGCACAAGGCGGGGCCGCAGUGGAAGUUCGCCGGCGCCUUCUACUUCGCCACCGUCGUCCUGGCCAUGAUCGGCUACGGCCACUCCACGCCCGUCACCAUCGGUGGCAAGGCCUUCUGCAUGGCCUACGCCAUGGUGGGCAUCCCACUGGGUCUCGUCAUGUUCCAGAGCAUCGGUGAGCGUCUCAACAAGUUCGCUUCCGUCGUGAUCCGACGCUUCAAGCGCUACAUGCGCUGCAAGGAGACCGAAGCCACGGAGAUGAACCUCAUGAUGGCCACCGGCUUCCUCUCCUCCAUCAUCAUCACCACCGGCGCCGCCGUGUUCAGUCGCUACGAGGGCUGGAGCUACUUCGAGAGCUUCUACUACUGCUUCAUCACCCUCACGACCAUCGGCUUCGGCGACUACGUGGCGCUGCAGAACGACUCGGCGCUGCAGAACAAGCCCGGCUACGUGGCGCUGAGUCUCGUCUUCAUCCUGUUUGGCCUGGCCGUGGUGGCGGCCAGCAUCAACUUGCUGGUGCUACGCUUCAUGACAAUGAACGCCGAGGACAUCCGACGCGAGGAGGCCGAGGCCCAGAUCGCCGCUGGCCACACCUUCAACUACCAGAGCGACGUGAACGUGAGCGAGAAGUGGAUUCCCGGACAGCACAACUACUGCGCCGCCGAGCAGGACGACCAGAUGUCCGUGUGCUCUUGCACUUGCCUGGGCGGCACCGGAUGCAUCAAUCACGAACUCCUGCUGGAUCCCGGCUACCAUCCCACGGACAUCAUCACGAGCACUCUCAGUCUCGAGCGCGCGUCUGUGUGAGAAGAGAUGGACAGGAAUUAAGGACGAAUUCAUCACAAGAGUGCAAUUCUUAACAGCAUUUGAGAUCUGUUUUCGAUGUUAAAAGAAGGAUUAUGAAAGAGUGUUGUUCGAGGGGCCAAUCAGAAAUUCAGCCAAAUUUUGACAGAGAGAUUAUAAAUUGCCUUUUAGAAAUUGUAGUUCUUAUUGUUGAAAAGCGUGCUUCUUUGUAGUCAUUGAGCAAUGUUGUGUCAAAUUUUGAGGUUUUUUAUAUAAAAAAAAGCGUUUUGCCAAAUUGAUAAAAAAUUGGGAAGAAAAAAAAAUCCUCCACAUUAAAUGUGUGUCAAUUACUUCGGAGACUGUUAAGACAAGAAGUUUCCCAUCUCACAACCAAACAGAUCUCAUUAUCACAAUUGAAUUGCACUCGAAAAAACUCUCUGCAAUUGAAGGGAUCUUACAGAUUUUCUCCAAUAAAACGUACUUUAAUUGUCAUUAUACAAGUAAGGUUUACAAUGUACGUUUUUUUUCUUCAUCAUCUUCUUCUCCAAAUAUAGCAAUUUCUGUGUGUGUGUAGAAGAGGUUUACAUAUCGGCUUUACACAUUUUCUUAUCAUUAAAAUCAAAUUAUUCCCAAAUAUUCCAAUCUGGUUAUAUUAUAGAAAAUAGUCUCAAAUCUUGUUACUCAAAAACUGUUCCGGCUCUCCUUAAGAACUACUGAAAUAUUACUAUUUAUAUAUAUAUAUAUCUUCUUGCCACUAAUAAAAAGGGGGAAGAAAUCCAAUGUGUAGGACUUCAAUGUGUACUAGAGACUAUAAUUAAUAUUAUAUAUGUACCAUAUUGGGGAGAAAAUAUGUAAAUUACAAUAUUUCGCAGUUGGAUUUUUGCAAAGACUAUUUCAAUUGAUAGAUUCUAUUGAAUAAAAUAAACUUCCAUUCUUCUCUGUAUAAAAUAUCAAAGGACUAUCAAACUAAUCUCUCUGUUUCUCUCUCUAAAUAAAUGUUAGUUUAUACUAUAAAAAAAAACCACAAA
Phlebotomus argentipes is the source of this 2488-nucleotide messenger RNA. RefSeq names its product two pore potassium channel protein sup-9 (gene Task7). Gene Ontology annotation, molecular function: potassium ion leak channel activity. Gene Ontology annotation, cellular component: membrane. Bases 438 to 1484 code for a protein of 348 amino acids. Gene Ontology annotation, biological process: stabilization of membrane potential; potassium ion transmembrane transport. The transcript is spliced from 3 exons. The record is from RefSeq and is a predicted model, not a curated record. NCBI's taxonomy places the organism in Eukaryota, Metazoa, Arthropoda, Insecta, Diptera, Psychodidae.